UUUGGCAUCAACAGGCGCGAGACACGGAACAGAGAGCUGUCGGUCGCGUGUGUCUCCGGAGUUGUUCUGUUUUUAAUUGUUCGUGUGCGGGAAUUGAAUCUUUGUUUUUAUUUUAUUUUUAUUUUUUUUAAUUAAGUCUAGCGACCGACGUCGAUGGAGAGGGCGUCCUGCUAGGGGCCACCUCGCCAUGUCCUUUCUCAGCCUUCGAGCCACUGUCAGAUAACAAAUCGAUUCACCAAUUGUCGGGAGGGACGCCGCCAGACAAAAUCCUCUACUGAUGGCUUUCUUCCGGCAACUGAAACUCCUUCUCUGGAAGAAUUGGCUUGGGGUCAUCAGGCAGCCAUUAUGGUCGGUGACUCUGCUUUUAUGGCCUCUGGUCAUCUUCAUCAUCAUUGCUGUGGCCCGCAAAAGCUUCCCUCCAGUACAAAAAGAUACAUGUUUUGUGAGACCCCGAAACCUGCCCAGCGCGGGCGUCUUCCCUUUCCUGCAGACGCUCAUGUGCAACACAGACAGCAACUGUCAAAACACGAGCCUUGAGGACCAGGCUGCAUCAAGGGCCGCGAGGGCCCCCUUACGUGAAACCAGGUCAUCCCCACUGAUGCAGGAGGCCGAUUUCUUGAACUUCGCCUUCCCCAAAGACUCCAGAAAUGAUCCCGCCGCAUUGAUUAAGGCCUUGAAGAACCUUUUGGGUCCAGCUAACCAAGGAAGAUCCUAUAAUGCCUCUUUCAUGAACGCCAUGAAUGUCACUUUCCCUGGAAAUCAGGAGGCCAUGGACAAAAUGCUGGGGUCAGUAUACCUGUUGAAGAGCGCCAUCUGCAAAGUAGCACUGCCCAUGAUAAACGCGACGUCAUCACCGGACCCCCUCUCCUACGCCGCGGUCACUUUCUGCAAAUCCAACAACACCGUGUUAGAGGUCUCCAUCAAAGCACUCAACCAGAAACUGACGGAUCUGCUGCUGACAAAACCAGAUGAGAUGGCGACGGUGGCCGCGGCUGCGGUGUUGGUCUUCGAUGGGCUGCAAAACCAGAACUCACUGUGGGAGAACCUUCUGGCCGUUCCCCAGCUCUUCUCCUCCGGUUCAGACGAGAGCGGGCUGGCCGGCGCGGAGGCCCUGCUCAGCAGCAUAAAGAGCUCCUUGCAUAUCAUCCGGAGCGUUAUCCCUGAAGCCAAUGCAUCACUUUCCGCAGUGGAUCCGCUCCUCGCUGGAGGCCUCAACCUGAUCCAUUAUGUUCAAAACUGGCCUGGCAAAGAUGUCACCAUUUCUCUCGGAGAGAUCGUCACGUUGGAGAAUGACUCACUAAGUGAAAUGGUAAAACGCAUUCUGCAAGAGGUCAAAAUACCGCUGGACAAGGCCGUCGGCCUAUUAUUGGACAGAGACAUUGUGCUCAUGCACUUGUGUGGCAGUAACAGCAGUAAGACAUUGUGGUUAGCAGGAGCGUGCAGUACAGGGACCGUGGACAUGCUGCUGGACUGGAUCAGCCCCGAUAAGGUGGCCAAGCAGGCUCUCUUGGUAUGGAGUAAGGAUGUUGCUCCACAUGAUGUAUCCUUCGCCAGAGAGCUGCUGCAGACUUUGAUGGGAGGGGGAUCCCCAGGAGGACAAGGAGGCAACAUGCCGAGGGCCCGGCGUAGCUUAGAUACACAACCACAAAGCGUUGAUGAGGAGUUGUUUCUAGAGGUUGGUCAAGUGGUGCUUGAGAUCAUACAAAUGGUGCCAGAGCUGGAUGUGGUGGUCCAGAGCAUCCUCAGAACGGGCUUUCUGUCCAUGAAGUCAGCAACAGUGGCCCUUGAUACUGUUGAAGAAAUGAUCGCCAAUGUCCUGAGAGAUGCUGAUCAACUCCAAACAACCUUUCGAACAUUGCUGACAAACCAGUCUGAGGCAAACGUCUGGACUGGUCAUGUCGUGGACAGCGUGGUGGAAAUUAUCCAAAUGAUUCCAAAGAUCAUGUCCUCUGAACCUUUCAAAUGUGAGGAUAUCUUGGGUCCCUUUGAGUGGCUCUUCAACACUAAAAGCAUAACGAUGGAGUUGUGGAGGUCAGCGAUCUGUCAGAACAUCUCUGCUCUACAGCAAGCGCUACUAACGGACUGGCAGCCAUUCGUUGAGACGGUACAGGGCGUAUAUGGUGCCCUGCUAGGCCAAGGAGACUACAACGUGACACUCCCCAUGGUUCUCUCCCAGUGGCACCAGAUCUACAAUAACAGCGUGCAGUUUGGCGUGCAUUCCAACAAACUGGCCACGCGGCUGAUGGGAAAAUACUGGACGGACUGGAUGCCAAACAACAGCACUCAUGAUGUUACAUCGACUCUUCAACAAAGUGUUCCCUGGUUCAUGGUGAGUUUGGGAGAGAGGAUUGAGAAGACUCCACUGUGGCCCGAGGUAAAGGACUAUUUCCACAUGCUGUACUGGAUUUUGAACUACAGGCCAGACGUCACAACCCCGCCAGCAAACUGCUACAUUAACAUCACAUCCUCAACCAUUCAUUGCAAUACUGGUUUGGAAUGGCCACAGUUUGUUCAAGCAAUGACUCAGGCUCUGAUGUCGUCAAACGAAGACCUCCUGGUGAAUUGUCUCAAAGGAACAGUGAAUCUGUUGCAGCAUGUGUACGGUGACGUGUAUCUGCGUUUGGCGGGAUCACACUUGAAAGAAAUCGAAGGAGGAGACGCGCUCUCUGACUACCUGAUAAAUCUGGUCCAAAACCUGAAUGGCUUUGUCAACACGAUCUCCAUGCUCCCCGACGAAAACAUCACCAACCUCGACGUCAUGCGUCCGCUCGUCGGUAACCUGUUACAGUCCACGGGUCUGACGCCUCUGCUGCCUUUGCUCUUCAGCGACGGUCCCCUGAAUGUCUCUGCUGUGUUCGACGUUGCCUCAAAGAUCGGCAGGCUCAACCAGCACGUUUUUACCUUCAAUGAAACGGACCCAACGAUGCCCGAACUUGAACGGUUGAUGAUGCAGUUCUUCUCCUCGGAAGGUAACCUCACCAUGUCUCUCUCCUACAUCAUGGGACACACUGUGCUCACCUAUUCCAACUACUUCACACCCGACAAAGUGGCGCGUCUCAGAGAAGCCAUCCAGCCUUUCACCAACCAGACCUCAGCAGGCCUUGUAGAAGCCAUCCUCAGUGCCAUGGAGCAACUGAAGAAAGUGAUGGACUCUCCAAACGGUGACCCAACUACCAUCAUCCUUGGGUACUUAGGCCAGCUUCAGGAAUGUGUGGUGUCCCUGUUCAGGCUCCAACAAAUCCAACAGGUUCGGUUACCAAAUGGGCAGCUCAGCCCUGCACAAGUCAUUGACCUCCACCUGAUUGCCAAGGACUUUCUCAACCUUUUGAGCCCAGAAGGCCUGCAGAACUUGUCUCAGGCGGGACCAGACGCUGCUCAGACCGUUAUUGCUCAGAGAUUUGUUGCGUUCCUACCAACUGAGGUCCAACGGGAGGCUUCUCGCCUUCUCCGGGAUUUCAAAGCGCUGCAGAGUCAGAUGACGGAAUGUGCAGCAGGUGGAAACUGCUCUGCUGGGAUCUCAGAAACCUUUGCAUUACUGGAUCAGAUCCUAGACAUGAUGCUCUCGGCCAACGGCAAUGUAACCUUGAAUUUAACCGUGACGAACUCGAUCCUGGAGGGAUGGCAAUAUGACGAAGUUACAUCCUCGUUCUUUUCACUGCUCUCCUCCAACGAUAAGGGCUGCGUGCAAACAUUCAAGCAGAUUCUUCAUUUCAUCAGAUCGAUCGUGGCUACACCAAGUGUCACUGUGUCCGAUGUUCAGAAUGCUCUGAGGCAGGCAAACCUCACCCUUGAGGAGCUGAAUGACAUCGCUGCAUUAGCUGGAGCUGCCAACGUCAACAUCCUGAUAACCAACGUGAUGGAGGUGAGCAAUGUUAGCCAGUGCUACGAACAACAGCAAGACCACAUGAUGACAGCGCAGUGUGUUAUGGGACUGAUAAGCGGCGUCGGCAGCUUCCUCGCACGCCUACCCGCUCUCCGUAAUGAGUCCGCCAUCCUCUCCCUCAUUCCGAUGAUUGUCAAUAACACUGUCAGGGAUGUUGUUCAAGUUAACUUCAGCUCCAAUCCUAACAUGGCUCUCGCACACACCCUGAACAGCACCCUGGCCAAUAUCAAGAUGAACCUCAUGCUCAACCAACUGUACACUCCAGAGAUCAUGAAUGAAAUCACCGUAGUGGAGGGCCUCCUACAACUGGUCGCCAACACAGAACCAUUUAACAAUUUGAACAACACGAUGAACCCGUUGUAUGCUCAGGAAGAAUAUCUAAAAAUUGUGGAAUGGUACCUGAAAAGGCUGGAAAAUAUCACCAGCGCGAGCUCGGUCUCAGAGCUGCUCUCACCCUUCUACUACCUCACACAAAUGCAAGUGGCGUUACAGCUGGCACAGGCGGAUUUUGAUUUGUUUGCAAGUAAGCAGGUGGAGUUCUUGAUCAACGACCUGCAGUACCCAAUAGAUGGUGCAGGGGUGAUUAAAAUUGGCCUGACAACCGUGGCGAUUCUCCGGCGUCAGUUUGGACUCGUAAUGAGCAACCUAAAGGCUGAGAAUAACCUUACACUCGCUAACCAGUUGUAUCAAAACAACACCAUUCUUGAUCUCACUGAGCUCCAAGUUGAGCAAUACCUCGACCUGAUAGAGAAGUGGAUGAAACAACCAAAUGUCCAGUCGAUUUUCAGUAGUAUGCUCGGAUGGGGAGUCCCAGGCAGAAAUAUCUCCACCCCAGUGACAGACCUCCAGCACCUGCUGGGGACGACGGACACCCUUCUCGGAGAUGAUCAGCAGGCCUACCUCUCCAUCAUUGGCAACAUCACCAAGUCCCUGAGCAAUGCCUUAAUGGUGGCGGAGCAGCCAGCCGGCCUACAGAGUGACCACUUCCUUGAGGCCAUCGCGGAGGCCUUCCAAUAUGCAAUGCAGAUCCUGACCUCAGCCGCGAGCCCCCUGGCGCCCUCUGUGCAGCAGGACCUCCUGGAAGUUGUGCAGAACUCACUUCAGCUCAUUGUCCGACCAGAUGCAAGUUUUAUCUCAUCGCGUAACAUCACCCUCCUCAUCCUCAAGCGGGCGGAGAGCAUCAUCCAACAAACGGUGCCCGAAGUGUUUGCUCAAUACUUGCUUUCUGGGAUCAAAGUAGCAGCCACAUAUUUUGAGAGCAACCCUGUGGCCAAUGGAUCAGACAGCUUGAAUCUCCUUCUGGAUGAGAUGAAAACCAUCCAUAGCCUUCUACCGGCAAACUGCACAUCCCAGGCCUACGUCUCCGUGCUCAUUGACAUCACUCACUUCAUCCUGGAGUCUGGCCAAGGCAACUCGAGUCUGUGGGCAUAUUUUGCGAAUGCUUCAGUAGACAAUUGGCCAAUGAUUUUUGACAAGACCUUGAGCAUGCUUUGGGACCUCGGCACAGGCGGGCAACUCUCAAAUUCAACUGCUCCGUCUCUGGCGGGCUUUGCACAUCUCGCUCCGGUCCUGGAGCAACUGAUGACUGGGAAGGCCGACCAAGACACGUGGCAAAAACUUGAAGAGAUACUACGUGCCCUACUGUCAACCCUCGACGCAGCAGAUCAAUGGGACGGUGUCCCAUCUGCAAUCUUGCUGUUUGAGAAAAGCAUAGGUAGUCUGGUAAACAGCAUGCAAGCACAGAACGGGAUGAUUCAAAGCCUUCAGAUGCCUGUGGUGACUUUGAUCAGCAAAAUUGCACAGUCUGUGAACUCCAGCAAUUUUAACUUUUCGGAGAUCUCGGAAAGAAUGCAGCUUGCCAUUGAAGGCACGGUGCAGGCAGCCGAACAGUCUAAUGGCACAUUGGAGUGCAGUGGAGUUCUGAAGGCAUGGGAGCCAGUGAGAGAGGCGGCAGGGUUAAGCCAUUCCACCAUGGCCACCUGGUACAAUAUCAGCCUGCAGCCGCUUUUUGAGGCCUAUGCUGCAGACCAGACUGUCUUCACACACAUGAACAUGAGUGACAUGGGUACCGGACCGGAGUCUGUGAGUGCCACAUCUGGCCGGAUUGUCAGGGUCGUGCAGUCUUUCUACCAAGUCAACAUUAACAGCACACUUGUGACAGAGCAGCUCGUAGCAGCUUUCUCCAGCCAGAUCUCUCAGCUCACGAGCCAGCCUCUGAGCCCUGAGGCACAGCUUCACUGGAACCAGCAGCUCCAAGAUAUGCAGUUGCAAAACCGCUGGUCCUCAUUCAAAAUGCUUUCCGACGAGCUGGUAAAAAUGGCCCCAUGCCUCCAGCCUUACAUUGAAGCUAUGGAAAAAUCCCUGAACCACAUCCUGGACAACUACCCUCUCAUUCAAAACAACAGCUUAUGUGAAGACCUUUUCCAAGAGGCAGCAAUGAUCUUCCUCUCCUCCGCAAACAUCACAACAGACAACAUCUUCCCCAUGAUGUGGGGAAAUUUCAGCGACGCGUCUCUCGGCAAGAUAACAAGGGAAGCGGUACAACUGCUGGUUGACAUGAAGAUAUUUGGGAACGUGUCUUUGGUUUACCAGGCCCUGGAGCAACUUCUGGCAUCCAAUUUCUCAAGCGUGAUUGCGUCGGAGGCGGCCGCGCUGUCUGCGUGGUGGAGCGCCACCGAAGUGUCUGGACUGGAUCUGCUGACUCAGGCUCUGCUCAAAGUGUACGACAUCCUCAGCCCUCUCUUGUCUUUUGCGACCCAGUUGAGUGUGGACAUGUCGGCAGAUAUGGAGCUGUUUCAAGGUCUAGCCGGAAACAUGAGUGCAUUGCUGAGCCAGUUGGUAGGCACCGGUGGUCCCCUGGCCCCAAUGGGGUACCACCCGAGUAUGUUUCACCAGGGAAUGGCAGCCGGUAAUCAUACGACAGCGACCGGGGUGCGACACCGUCGCGAAGCCCCGUUGAUGCUGCCAAGGGAUCCCUUGGAUGACUUCAUGGACCUCUUCUCCAUUGAUUACCCGGCAAUGUUCAGAGCCAUAGCCGCCGGCGCCACCACUGCAGAUAUCAUGGAGACGGCCCACGUGGUCUUUGCCAACCCGGACCUGAGUGUCGUGGCGAAGGGAGCGACGAGGGACAUGCCGUGGGCUUUGAGUGCCGCUCGGGAGGAGACCAUUGAUGCCGCUCUGGGAGCGCUUUCCUUCCUCACUCUCCCUGGCGCGGUUCAGAUGUCAUCAAUGGAUCUACUGACAAAUGCCGCCGAUAUGCUUCCCAGUGGCUUUCCGUUCUCCUCAGUGAUUAAAAAUAUCACUGCAGCACUUGCUCAUGAAUCUCAAGAGAACCUGCAAGAGACAAUCCAAACAGCCGCUGAGCUCCUUCAGAUCAACACGACGGACCCGCAGUUCACAGAGCACCUCGGGAGCCUCCGAUCCCAGGUGUGCGCCUUGGAGAACACCGAGUCUGUGCGUCUGCUGAUGUGGGCCCUCUCCAUCGAGCCCGGUCAGCUGUGUCAUACUUUUCUACCCAGCCUGCAAAUCUUGGUUGAGAAUAUGAUGACGAAUACAACCUUACUGACCGACGCCCUCUUCGAGGCUGUCAUCGGAGACCCCAGAUCCUACAAUGUCCAUUCAAACUGGUCCUCUGUUUUGACAGAAGGGUUGGGCUUUGACACCAGUGACCUGAGCUCUUAUAACAUCAAAUUGUCAUCCCCAGGAACGGUAGCGGUCGGCGACCUGCUGAGGAAUAAAACAGCCUUCCUGUUAGAUGUUCAGCAACACAUGGACUUUGACCAAGCUGCUCUCCACCUCCUGAUGGAAACAAUGCUGCCAAAACAAAAUGUAGAGAUCCUGUCCUGGAUGGUCAACUUGCGUCAUUGCAGCUCGCCAGCAGCCUUGAACAUGAAAGCGACGGACGCGGCCAUCUUGCAGACCUUCUGCUCCCUCUCCUCAGGACAGUGGUACAGCUUCUCGCUGCUGAUGGCUCGGCAUAUCAACAUGGAGAAAGUCAUCUACAGAAUGGUUUUGUCUGAAGAACUGCAGAGCCUGGUGGGAGUUGUGCUCCAGAUCGCUGAGUCUUUAACCAACAUUAUGGACACAAUUCUUCCUGCUGUGGAUCAGCUUCAAACCUUUAUGCUCUCCAUCAAAGACCUCGACCUGGUGGCCGACCCAGAAUUUAAACAAAUGGUGAGGGGAAAGAGGAGCACCAUCUCCAGCAGAGCAACGUUUGUCACCCUCUCUCGAGCGCUGUGCAGUAAAGGAAUCCUGGCUCUGCUCGGAAUCUCAAAACUCCCCAUCUUGCCAGAGUCAAACUCCAUCUUCCCCGACCAGCGCCAGAGGGAGGAGAUGAUCGAGCGGUUCAACAUUCCACCGAAUGCCACUCCCUUCUGUAUGAACAUGUACCUGGACAUGGUGAAUACCACUGGAGGAGCCAUCGCCUGGGCCUUCCUCAAACCAAUGCUGAUGGGACAAAUUCUGUAUACCCCCGACACACCUGUCACCAGGGCCAUAAUGGAGAAGGCCAAUGCCACCUUGCAGGACUUUGCAAAUCUCAGAAAGUACUCCGAGGACUGGAUUGAAUCCUCCAACUACAUCAUGAAUUCUGCCGAAAUACUCACAUACACUUUGCCAAUGCUGCAGAAUUCCCUCAGCAAUUCUUUUGUUGAGAAUUUCAUUGAGAUGCAGACAGACAUCAAUGUCGGCAGAAUGAAGGAGACGCUCCGCAACUUCUCUAACAUUACCCUCAUGCUGGAGAACAACAAAGACGUAAUGAACCAGAUCACCACCUUGUCGAGCCUGAUGGUGAACAUCUCCUCCUGUAUCAAGUUUGACCGUUACCAUGGCUACGACUCUGCAGAUGAGCUCAACACUAGGGCUCAGGAACUUGCCAAAAGCCGUGAUCUCUAUGCAAGUGUCAUCUUCAAGCUUCCCAAAGACGAGGAUUCAUCAAAUGAGCGUCCGGCCGGGUCCUCCUCCGCCACAGCCUCCCUGCCUCCCAAAGUCAGCUACACCAUCCGCAUGCACAUGGACAACGUGAUGCGUACUGACAGAACCCGGGAACCUUAUUUUUACAAGGACAACCACAUCUCGGCCGGCCAGACGCUGCGCUACAACCGCGGCUUUGUCUACCUGCAAGAGAACAUUGACCGCGCCAUCAUUGAGACCCAGACCGGGCAGAGAGUCACAGAGCCAGCCGUCCAGCUGCAGCCCUUCCCCUAUCCCUGCCACUAUCGGGAUGAGUUCCUGGAGGCCAUCUCUUUUGUCUUCCCUCUCAUGUUGAUGUUAGCCUGGGUGCUGUUUGUGGCAGAUUUUGUGAAGAAACUGGUAUAUGAGAGAGAGCUGAGGCUGCAUGAGUACAUGAAAAUGAUGGGAGUAAACCCGCUCAGCCACUUCUUCGCCUGGUUCCUGGAGUGCGCCGCUUACUUGUCGUUGACCGUCUUCUCCCUGACGUUGGUGCUGAAAUACGGCAGCAUUCUGCCCAACAGUGACGCUUUCCUCCUUUUCUUGUACCUUUGCGAUUAUGCUUUGAGCAUCCUGUCGUUCAGUUACCUCGUCAGUUCCUUCUUCGACAAGACGUACAUCGCUGGCCUCAGUGCAAGUCUCCUUUACAUCCUCUGCUUCUUCCCCUUCAUUCUGGUCGUGGCCGUGGAGACACAACUCACCUUUUCCCAGAAGUCCGCUCUGGGUUUGUUUUCCCCUACCUGUUUCAGUUAUGCCAGUCAAUAUGUGUCUCGGUACGAGUCCCAAGGAGAAGGCAUUCAAUGGAGCAAUGCAUACACCUCGCCCAUAGCUGGAGACACAUCUUCGUUCGGUUGGCUGUGCUGGCUGCUGCUCAUCGACUCCAUCCUCUACUUCAUCAUUGGGGCUUACAUCCGCAUGGUCUUUCCAGGGAAGUACGGCCUCCCUGUCCCAUGGUACUUCCCCUUCCAGGCCUCCUUCUGGGCCGACUUGUGCUGUUGCGUUAAGUCAAACAAGAAGGAGAGAAAGGGACUCUUCUUCACCAACAUCAUGCAGAAAAACCAGCCCGUCUUCGACGACGACAAGGGAAAAGGCCAGAGCACUCUAUCCUCUCAAGCUGGGGAGGACUUCUCAAAGCUCCCAGUGGGCGUUUCUCUCUACGGUCUCAGCAAGAGCUACGGCGACCGGGCAGCAAUUGAAAACCUUAAUGUUUCCUUCUACGAGGGCCAUGUCACCUCCCUGCUUGGUCACAAUGGCGCUGGUAAAACCACCACAAUGUCUCUGCUGACUGGCCUUUUCGCACCAACUUCGGGCACCAUUGAGGUGUACGGCAGAGACAUGGAGACCAACAUCGAUGAAGUUCGCAAAGAGCUCGGAGUUUGCAUGCAAUACGAUGUCCUCUUUGACCACAUGACCACCAAGGAGCACCUGUUGCUCUACGCCAAGGUCAAGGCUCCACAUUGGUCAGCCAGGGAACUGCAUGAGCAAGUCCGCAAGAUCCUAGAGGAGACCGACAUGCACGCCCACAGACACAAGCGGGUGGGCGACCUGUCAGGCGGCAUGAAGCGCAAGCUCUCAAUCUCCAUUGCCUUCAUAGGGGGUUCUCGCUUGGUGGUUCUGGAUGAACCCACCACUGGAGUGGAUCCCUGCUCCAGGCGCAACAUCUGGGACAUUGUCAUCCAGUACAAGAAACAUCGCACCGUCAUCAUGUCCACCCACCACCUGGAUGAGGCUGAAGUACUGAGCGACCGCAUCGCCUUCCUGGAGAGAGGAGGUUUAAAAUGCUGUGGAUCCCCUUUCCAACUGAAAGACAAGCUGGGUCAGGGCUACAAGCUCACUCUCACCAAGAAGACGCAAAACUCGGAGCAGAUCGACAACGCUGAGCUGAAGGCCUUCGUCCAAGCUCAUGUACCAGAAGCUCGACUGAAGGAGGCCCUUGGGGGCGACCUGGUCUACUCCCUGCCCCCCUUCACCUCUUCCAACGCCCCUUCAUACCGCUCCCUCUUGACCGCACUGGACUCCAACCUGGAUGCCCUACAGCUGGGGGGCUAUGGCAUCUCUGACACCACCCUGGAGGAGGUUUUCCUCCAGUUGACUCAUGGGAAUGCAGAAGAAGAAGAUGGAACUGACCAAAGCCCCCUGUCUAUCUCAGAAACAAUUUCUGACAAUGAUUCCAUCGACAGCUUCUCUUCAGACUCCAGUGAAAGCAACUUUGAUGACAAUAUCAAGCUCACCGGUCCAUCCGUGGUGAGCGGCAUGGCCCUGGUAUGGCAGCAGACGACAGCCAUCAUGAUCAAGAGGUUCCACCACAGCCGCAGAGACUGGAAGGGCCUGAUCUCCCAGAUCCUUCUCCCUGUUCUGUUCAUGGUGAUUGCCAUGGGUAUGAGCUCCAUCAAGAGCGACCUGCAGCACUACCCUGAGCUGGAGCUCAGCCCGGCGCUCUACAGCUUUUCCCCCAGCUACUCUUUCUUCAGUAACCAAAAUCCUGACUCCAACAAGCUGAAGGACACCAUGAUGUCAUUCCCUGGGAUCGAUAACGCCUGCCUCGACAAGUCCGACAACCCGACCUGCGCAGAAAGCACAAACAACUGGAGUUCCAGAGGGAACAGCUCCAAAGCGUUUAGUGUCUGUAAAUGCAGCAGUCAGAAACAGAUUUGUGAUGGAGAUAGCUACCAGCCCCCCCACAAGAAGAUCCCUUCAUCUCACACUGUGUAUAACCUGAGUGGCGUCAAUGUGGAGAACUAUCUUGCGGCCACAGCAAAUGACUUCAUCAGGAACAGGUAUGGUGGCUUCGCCUUUGGCAUGCCUCUCCCUUCUGACUUACAGAUGGACCUAAUAGCGGUACCCAAAAACCGUACUCUGUCUAAGGUGUGGUUCAACCCAGAGGGUCAUCACACAAUGCCAGCAUACUUAAACAGCCUCAACAACCUCAUCCUGCGCUCCAAUCUGCCAGCAGACAAGGAUCCACAUAAAUAUGCCAUUUCCGUUUCCAGUCAUCCCUAUUUUGGCCGGGCAGAUGAUGAAGAUUCAAUCAUCCAGGGAUUGCUCCAGAUCAUGGUGGCUAUGUGUGUGCUGACGGGUUAUUCCAUCACGACAGCCAGCUUCGCCAUCUAUGAAGUCAACGAGCACCACAGUGGCUCCAAGCAGCUCCAGCACAUCUCCGGCAUCAGCGAACCCUUAUACUGGGCUGUGAACUUCUUCUAUGACAUGAUCAUAUAUCUGAUCCCCGUGACCUUGACUAUAAUCGUGAUUGCAGCUUUCCAGGUUCCAGCAUUCACAGAUCGGCAAAAUUUGGGCGCUGUCACCGUGCUUCUGGUGCUCUUUGGGUGGUCUACAUUCCCCUGGAUGUAUCUGUUAUCCGGCAUCUUCAAGGACACAGAGAUGGCCUUCAUCUCCUAUGUGUGCAUCAACCUCUUCAUCAGUGUCAACACCAUCAUGUCCACCUCCAUCCUGUUCUUCUUGAGUGAAAUUUCAAGACACAACCAUGAGUUCAUCAAGGGGAUCUUCGACAGCCUCAGCCAAGCCUUCCUCAUCUUCCCCCAGUUCAACUUUGGGAAUGGUUUGAUGGAGCUAGCCAGGAAGAACAUGGCGGUCCAGCUGCUCAGUGGCUACGGCAUUGACGCCUAUCAGAACCCGUUCUCCAUGGAUGAUGGCCUGGGCUGGAUGUUUCUCUCCUCUUUCAUCCAGGGCUUGGUGUUCUUCACGCUGCGCCUCCUACUCAACAAGUUUCUUAAACGCAAAAUCAGGGAUCUAAUAUGGGCCAGUAAGCCAGUACCACAGGUGGCCUGUGGGGAGGAAGAUGAAGAUGUGGCAACUGAGCGCCUGCGUGUGUCCACUGGAGCGGCCAGCACGGAUGUUCUGCAGGUCAACCAGCUGACUAAGGUCUAUCAACACCUCAAUAAGAAGGUCCAUGCCGUCAAGAAGCUCUCUGUGGGCAUCCCUGCUGGAGAGUGCUUUGGUCUGCUGGGAGUGAACGGAGCAGGAAAAACCACCACUUUUAAGAUGCUGACUGGAGAUGUCAGCCCAACUGAUGGCACAGCACAGAUCAGGGAUUGGGAUGGGCGGUUGGUGGACAUCAUGGAGUGCCGUAACAAGGGAAUCAACAUCGGCUACUGUCCCCAGGUCGACGCGCUGGACAAUCUGCUCACUGGAAAAGAGCACCUGUACUUCUACGCUCGCAUCCGAGGCAUCUCAAAUAAGGAGAUAGACGGGGCGGUGGACUACCUCCUUAAGAGGCUGGAGCUAAUCUACCAUAGAGACGUCAUCACUGAUAGUUACAGUUGCGGCACCCGCAGGAAGCUCUCUACUGCGCUGGCUCUCGUCGGACAUCCUCAAAUCCUACUCCUGGACGAGCCAAGCUCUGGCAUGGACCCUCGCACCAAGCGUCACCUUUGGAAAAUCAUCUCUGAAGAAGUGAAAGGAAAAUGUGCCGUUGUGCUCACUUCUCACAGCAUGGAGGAGUGUGAGGCACUGUGCAGCCGUCUUGCAAUCAUGGUGAAAGGUCAGUUCCGUUGCCUGGGCUCCCUGCAGCACAUUAAGAACAGGUUUGGCAGCGGGUUCACCGUGAAGAUGUACCUGGCCGAUGCCUCCUGUGACGCAGAAGCAAUCACUUGCUUCAUGCGAGACCGAUUCCACAGCACAUACCUCAAGGACCAGCACUCCAACAUGGUGGAAUACCACGUACCAACUGCUCCAGGGGGGGUGGCUGACAUCUUUGACCAGCUGGAGUCAAACAAGAAUUCCCUGCAGAUCAAACACUUCUCCGUGAGCCAGACCACACUGGAUGAGGUCUUCAUCAACUUUGCCAUGGGAAAUAUCACCAUGGAAUCCAUAUCCCUGGACGGUGAAGGAGGACAUUAUGACCUGGACUCCAUCAAGGCAGAAGAAACAUAGAACUAAAUGCCAAUCUUUUCUUUGCCAUUUCUUGUCAAUAUCUAUUGUGAAACAAAAUGCAAUAUCUGUCUGUAUUAAAUCUGCAAUUGCCAUGUAUGUUAAAAAAAGAAUACUUUCUGCUCUAAAUUAUACUGAUUAUGAUAAAGGUGAUACAUUUAAGUUCUCUGUCAAACCACACACAUGUUUACCUUUAAUUCUCUUGAUUUUAUUUUAAUGAAGGAUGAUAAUGAUUUAAUGAAGAAUUAUAAUGAUUUAAUCAUAUAGGGAGUGAUGUUAUCUUUGGUUGGGGCACUGAAAACAAAAACACAUUAUUUUUUAACUAAGAAUGAUAUUAAUUUUACCUUAAUGUUACAUCACCUUAAAGCACUCACAUUAAAUAUAAAAAUAUAUAAAUUAUUUUUUAAAUUAAUUUCUUUAAUGAAAAUGCAUGGCGGAUUCAAUUUGGCAAAAGAAAACGUUUCAAAACAUCCUCAAUAUGCAGAUUUUCAAGUCAAUAAAACUUGCCAUUGGGCACCUAACUAUUAGAAUUCGUAUAAUGAACAUGUAAUAGACCUUCCCCAUCUAAUGGGCCAAUUCUCAACCAAACCGAAUGUGUCAAGCAUAUUUUUAUCUAUUUAUCUAAUAAAGAUAUAUAUCAAAUGCAA
Messenger RNA from Gasterosteus aculeatus aculeatus (three-spined stickleback), 14364 nucleotides. RefSeq names its product ATP-binding cassette, sub-family A (ABC1), member 12 (gene abca12). The record is from RefSeq and is a predicted model, not a curated record. Lineage: Eukaryota; Metazoa; Chordata; Actinopteri; Perciformes; Gasterosteidae. Gene Ontology annotation, molecular function: lipid carrier activity; ATP hydrolysis activity; ATP binding. Gene Ontology annotation, cellular component: intracellular membrane-bounded organelle; membrane. Gene Ontology annotation, biological process: lipid transport; transmembrane transport.